AUGGCCGUGCCCCAGGAGAGCGACAACGCCGAGCUCCGUAAGGACGGCAGCAAGGCGAGCGAGGAGAGGGCGUCGUCGUGCUACCACUCCUCAUCGUCGGAGGCCGCCAUGCCGUCCUCCUGCGAGGAGGCGCACGAGCGCGCAGCUGGACCGAAGCAGCACGUGGACGGUGGCGCCGCCGCCGCUGCCACACCGCCUCCGACGCAGCAGAUGGACCGGCAGUCCUCGGUCGACGGCGAUGAGGCGGCAGCCGAACCUGGUAGGAUCCCGUCGGCGGUGUUCGAGCGGGACCCGGCGGAGUCCAACAAGGACUGGAGCAUGAUGUCCACGGAAUCUGUGUUCGGGCUCCAGGUGGCGCCGUCCAGCGACUUCACCGGCUUCUUCCUGGCGCACCCGGAGCUCAUGGACAUCUCCACGCCGGUGCGCACCAGCGCGGCCGACGCCGACGCCGACGCCACCGUGCUCGCGCCGCACUUCGAGAGCAUCCCGGAGCACCCCGAGACCACCAUGAAGGGCAACUACUCCUUCGCCUUCCCAAACUUGAUAGAGGACAAAAGGCACAGUUGCAAGAAGGGUCAUCAGGAGGAGGAGCAGCCGGCAACAACUGAGGCGGCCGAGGCAACGCCGGAACCGGAGGCGCAGGCGAGCAGCAAACCGGAGGCAGCGCCGGAGAAGGAAGCAGCAAAAGGCGGUUUGCUCUCAUGCUUUCCCUGCUGCUCUUCAUGA
Phragmites australis (common reed) is the source of this 726-nucleotide messenger RNA. RefSeq lists its product as uncharacterized. Bases 1 to 726 code for a protein of 241 amino acids. The record is from RefSeq and is a predicted model, not a curated record. NCBI's taxonomy places the organism in Eukaryota, Viridiplantae, Streptophyta, Magnoliopsida, Poales, Poaceae. The transcript is spliced from 2 exons.